AUUGAACUCAAUUUUUUUUUUGUUGUAUUAUAAAUAUAGCUUUAGUUUUCUAAGAACACCCUUCAUAGCAAGCUAUCAAACACAAGAUGGAAAUUCUUCGAGAUGAAUUGGAACGUAUUCGGAAAGAAAACGAAGGGCUGAGAUUAAUGGUUGAAGUUAUGAGCAGCAAGUUGAACCUUCUUCAGCAAGAAAACAAAAUAAAUUCUUCAUUUUUCAUCUCUGACUGCAAUAAAAGAUCAAGAACUGAGAGUGUUAUUCCUAUUUCCAAACCAUCACAAAUCUUUGUUAGAACUGACUCAAAAGACCACAGCCUUAUAGUGAGAGAUGGAUAUCAAUGGAGAAAGUAUGGACAGAAGGUUACUAAAGAUAAUCCAUCACCCAGAGCUUACUUUAGGUGCUCCAUGGCUCCUACUUGUCCUGUCAAAAAGAAGGUACAAAGAUGUGUAGAAGACAAGUCAAUAGUAAUUGCAACUUAUGAGGGUGAACACAAUCAUGAUCCUUGUAACUCUUCACCUAGAUACUCUUUACAUUCUCCUGAUACUCCAUCAAGAGAUUCCAUGAAUUCUUCUCCGGCGGCCGCCGCUACUUCUUUUGAACCGGCCGCCGCAGCCGUGGGCCUUGAUCUGACUCUCUCAACUCCUAUUCAUUGUCAAAGUUUUAGAGAAAGCAAAAAUUGGAAUAGUAGUAGCAAGUUGGAAGAGUAUAUAGCAUCACUCACUAAAGAUCCCAACUUUACUGUCAAUUUGGCUGCUGCUGUUGCUACCUCUAUCAGUAGCCAAUUAUCAACCCAUAGCUGCUUUAUUUAAUUAGGAUUCAACUUUAUUGAUAAAUAUAUAUCAUCAA
Molecule: messenger RNA, 843 nt
Organism: Mercurialis annua (annual mercury)
Lineage: Eukaryota; Viridiplantae; Streptophyta; Magnoliopsida; Malpighiales; Euphorbiaceae
Product: probable WRKY transcription factor 40
Exons: 4
Coding region: 87-806 (239 amino acids)
Biological process (GO): regulation of DNA-templated transcription
Molecular function (GO): sequence-specific DNA binding; DNA-binding transcription factor activity
Source: RefSeq, a predicted model, not a curated record